This is a messenger RNA of Dromiciops gliroides (monito del monte), 3109 nucleotides long. Its product is annotated as zinc finger protein 160-like. The annotation marks the transcript as partial. Gene Ontology annotation, molecular function: RNA polymerase II cis-regulatory region sequence-specific DNA binding; DNA-binding transcription activator activity, RNA polymerase II-specific. The transcript has a single exon. Lineage: Eukaryota; Metazoa; Chordata; Mammalia; Microbiotheria; Microbiotheriidae. The record is from RefSeq and is a predicted model, not a curated record. Gene Ontology annotation, biological process: regulation of transcription by RNA polymerase II. Gene Ontology annotation, cellular component: nucleus.
CCUUAUGAAUGUAAUCAGUGUGGAAAGGCUUUCAAAUGGAAAGCCAGUCUUGCUGCACAUCAGAGAAUCCACACUGGAGAGAAAACUUAUGUAUGUAAUCAGUGUGGAAAGGCUUUCACAAGGAGCUCCAGUCUUGCUGCCCAUCAGAGAAUCCACACUGGAGAGAAACCUUAUGCAUGUAAUCAGUGUGGAAAGACUUUCACACAGAGCUCCCAUCUUGCUGCCCAUCAGACCAUCCACACUGGAGAGAAAACUUAUGUGUGUAAUCAUUGUGGAAAGGCUUUCACAAAAAGUUCCAGUCUUUCUGCACAUCAGAGAAUCCACACUGUAGAGAAACCUUAUGGAUGUAAUCAGUGUGGAAAGACUUUCACAUACAGUUCCAAUCUUGCUGCACAUCAGAGGAUCCAUACUGGAGAGAAAACUUAUGUAUGUAAUCAGUGUGGAAUGACUUUCACAGACAGUUCAAAUCUUGCUAAGCAUAGGAGAAUCCACACUGGAGAGAAUCCUUAUGAAUGUAAUCAGUGUGGAAAGGCUUUCACAUCAAGUUCUACUCUUGUUGCACAUCAGAGGAUCCAUACUGGAGAGAAACCUUAUGCCUGUAAUCAGUGUGGAAAGACUUUCACAGACAGUUCAAAUCUCGCUAAGCAUAGGAGAAUCCACACUGGAGAGAAUCCUUAUGAAUGUAAUCAGUGUGGAAAGGCUUUCACGACGAGUUCUAGUCUUGCUGCACAUCAGAGAAUCCACACUGGAGAGAAACCUUAUGAAUGUAAACAGUGUGGAAAGGCUUUCACACAGAGCUCUAAUCUUGCUGUACAUCAGAGAAUCCACACUGGAGAGAAACCUUAUCGAUGUAAACAGUGUGGAAAGACUUUCACAUACAGUUCCAAUCUUGCUGCACAUCAGAGAAUCCACACUGGAGAGAAACCUUAUGAAUGUAAUCAGUGUGGAAAGGCUUUCACAUCAAGUUCUACUCUUGCUGCACAUCAGAGAAUCCACACUGGGGAGAAAACUUAUGUAUGUACUCAGUGUGGAAAGACUUUCACAGACAGUUCCAAUUUUGCUAAGCAUAGGAGAAUCCACACUGGAGAGAAACCUUAUGCAUGUAAUCAGUGUGGAAAGGCUUUCACAUUGAGUUCUAGUCUUGCUGCACAUCAGAGAAUCCACACUGGAGAGAAACCUUAUGCAUGUAAUCAGUGUGGAAAGACUUUCACACAGAGUUCCAGUCUUACUGGACUUCAGAAAAUCCACACUGGAGAGAAACCUUCUGAAUGUAAUCAGUGUGGAAAGGCUUUCACACAGAGUUCCAGUCUUGCUUCACAUCAGAAAGUCCACAUUGGAGAGAAUCCUUAUGAAUGUAAUCUGUGUGGAAAGGCUUUCACACACAGCUCUAGUCUUGCUGUACAUCAGAGAAUCCACACUGGAGAGAAACCUUAUGCAUGUUAUCUAUGUGGAAAGGCUUUCACACAGAGUUCCAGUCUUGCUGCACAUCAGAGAAUCCACAUUGGAGAGAAACCUUAUGCAUGUAAUCAGUGUGGAAAGACUUUCACAGUGAGUUCCAAUCUUGCUAAGCAUAGAAGAAUCCACACUGGAGAGAAAACUUAUGAAUGUAAUCAGUGUGGAAAGGCUUUUGCAUGGGGCUCUAAUCUUGCUGCACAUCAGAGAAUCCAUACUGGACAGAAACCUUGUGAAUUUAAUCAGUGUGAAGAAGUUCAGAUGCGGCUCCAGACUUGCUGCACAUCAGGGAAUCCACACUGCAAAGAAACAUUAGGAGUAUAAUCAAUGUGCUAAGACCUUCAGGCCAGAAUCUUCUCUUAUUCUCAUCUGAGAAUUCAUAUUACAUAGAAAUCUUAUCCCUGUGACAAAUGAGGAAAUGCCAGCAGUUGUUGUUUAGAGCUUGUUCAAAAUUAGAGAAUUCAUUUUGAUGAGCAGCUGUAUAUGAACUCAGUGUGGGAAGGAUUUCAGGCAGACAUCAUGUCUUUAUCUCAGAGGAUUCACUGUGGAGAAAAGACUCAGCUAAUGUGCUCAGGGGCAUUUGUCUGGAAGAGGGUGAUGAGUAGACAACAUUGAUCCUGGAAUGUAGGGGUCUAAAAGCAGUGUUUGUGGAAGGAGCUUCACCUGGAGCUCAUACUUGACUGUACUUUGGGACAAUCAUGCUGGAGAUAAAACUUAGGGAUCUGCUUAACAAGGGAAGCCCUCCUGUUCCAGCACAGACUUUGUUGGAUCUCCCAACAAGAGACCUCAUGAAACAUCCCAAAUUUCAUCCUGUUUAUAGUAAUGAAUUUUCUGAACUCCUACUGUUUGUCAUUCCUCCUCAAUAUUUUAUAGUAUUCAUCUGCUCAUCAUUUCUUCAGCCAUUCCCCAGUUAAUCAGUAAUCACUUUGUUUCCUGCUUCUUGCUGCUACAAAAAUGCCUGGUAAGAGAGUGGGAUGAUAGAGGGGUCCAUCUGCUGGAGAAGACAGGCUGGAAUGGGGUCAGGAAAUUGACUUAGUGUUUUGAGAAUAUUAUUACAUGGGGCAACUAAAUGGUGAAGUGGAUAGAGAACCAGCCCUGGAUUCAGGAGGACCUGAGUUCCAAUAUGGCCUCAGAGACUUGAUACUUACUAGCUGUGUGACUCUUGGCAAGUCACUUAACCCCAAUUGCCUCAAAAAAAAAAAAAAGAGUAUUAUUACCAGUGUGGUAAAAAAUGAAAGUUUUUAACUAAAAUUUAAGAGUUGGCACUCCACUUCUGGGGUGUGAGCUUAAAAAGAUGAGGAGAGAACGGAAGCGGUCUCUCUCCCUCUGGACACACACACUGGCUCAGGGUUGAUGGCGUGUUCUGGUGAUUGGCCCUGGUCCUCGGUGGCGGCAGGCGCUUGACGCUGUUCUCAGCCUGAGAGGUAGCUUUGGGAUUUGGUGAGUUUUAUAAAAGAAUAUAGGCUAAUCUUAGAUCUAAGAAUAUUUAUUUGUAUUUCUACUUUCCUAUUUCCCUAAUUAGCAUCACCUGUUUCCACAAUUAGCAUUGUCGGCUAAUUAAUUCCCAAACAAUAAAAGCUAAGUAAUCCAUCUCUAAUUAAAGCUUGGAAGUUUCUUUCUCUUACUGGCCUGUGAGAUAUAUAAGGGAAAGGUUAAA